AAAGGCGGCCGGAAGCUUUGUGCAUAGUACAAAGUAAAUAAACAUUAACUUUUAACUUAUACUUAUGAUUUGAGAAGAAAUCUAGUUUUCCUUGCUAUCAUUUUUAAUAUACAAUUAAUAUUUUAAUAUGGUACAUACCUGUUGCGCUUACGGAUGUUCCGAAAGAUUUAAAAAAGGAAGUGGAUUAGGAUUUUUUCGUUUCCCUUUGCAAAAAAGUCGGCGUAUUCAGUGGACGUUAGCAGUACGCCGAAAGGAUUUCAUACCCAAUCGCAGCACUCGUAUUUGCGGAAAACAUUUUAUCACAGGGAAGCCAUCAAAAGAUAUCAAACAUCCAGAUUAUGUUCCCACUAUUUUCACGUGCCACAAAGUAACGCAAAAAAGGAGGUUUCCUCUAAAGAAGUUAUGUGAAUUUGAAGAGUUGCCAGUCAUCAGCACAAAUCUUGAGAAUAACUCUUUUGAUGAGUUAAGUGAAUCUGAUAAUGACGAGUGUGUUUCAGAUUGCGAUUCAGAAGUUAUUAAUAAUGGUCAAAUUAGGUAUCCAGAAUUCAAACCAGAUGUUGAAAACUCACCUUUAAUAAAUGCUGAAACCAUUAAAAGAAUUCUUGGAAGUGAUGCAGCUAAAGACCCUUCUCUUGCUUCAGCUGAACCUUUGAAUAGUGGACAGCGCUUCAAUCCGAGGUUAUUUACUUUCAUUGAUGUCACUGGUAGAACUAUAGCUAGGUUUGUGGAAAAGCGUGUAAGGAAGAAUGCACGCCAUCUGAAACAGGAGCCUCCAGUUUCUUCCACAUAUCCUAUAGAAACAGUACAAGUCAUUAUUGACAAGAAGAGGGCAAAAACUGUUGCAGUGGAUCGUAGAGCUAUUUGUAUUUCAAACACUCCUGAAUUAUGCUGUAAAAAUAAAGCUAAGAAAACUUGCAUGGUGGAUAUUUCUGAUACUAUUUGUCUUUAUCCUGGGGAAGUUAAAAGUGAAAUAAAUAGUGAAUCAGAGACAACAUCAAUUAAAAGUGAACCAGUCAGUGAUUUAGAAAUUGAACCAACUGAAGAAGAAUUUGUUAAUUAUUUCUCGGAACUCAAGGACUUUGAGCAACUUGACAAUUGUUUUGGAAUUAAAAUUCAAGAUGUUGCAAUGUUGACAUGAUAUUAAACUGUUUAUGGAAUCGUAAUUGUUGUUGCAAGUGCAAGUGACUAGGAAACCACUUUAUCUUCACGAUAAAAAAGCCCAUUUACUUUCUGUUAAUAUGUGUAUAUAUUAUUUUGUUACGAAUCUUGUAAAACUUGAAAUUAAAUAAAAUGUUUUUGUUUAUUAA
This is a messenger RNA of Parasteatoda tepidariorum (common house spider), 1307 nucleotides long. RefSeq lists its product as uncharacterized. Gene Ontology annotation, molecular function: sequence-specific DNA binding. NCBI's taxonomy places the organism in Eukaryota, Metazoa, Arthropoda, Arachnida, Araneae, Theridiidae. The record is from RefSeq and is a predicted model, not a curated record.